CUCCAGUUGCUUCCUCCUGCACGCCGUCGCUUGCCAGCUUGAAAUUCAAGACUGCUUUGGCUAAUUAACCGGCAGCAUGAGCACCCUCAGGCACAACACUGUCGACCGGCUGGAUCGGCCUAGUGCCUACUAUCAGGGAAAGAACAAGAGACGCAAGUAUAGCCAGGAUGACACUGAGAAGGCAGAAGAGCCUGUUGAUCAUCUGAAAAAUGCUACCACACUAUAUGUUGGCAACCUUUCUUUCUAUACCACAGAGGAGCAGAUUCACGAGCUUUUUGCCAAGUGCGGCGAGAUUAAGCGGCUGGUGAUGGGUCUCGACCGGUACAACAAGACCCCUUGCGGAUUUUGCUUCGUCGAAUACUACACCCACCAGGAUGCUCUGGACUGUCUCAAAUACAUUGGAGGUACUAAGCUGGACGAGCGAAUCAUCCGGACGGAUUUGGACCCUGGUUUUGAGGAGGGACGGCAAUAUGGGCGUGGUAAGUCGGGUGGCCAGGUCCGUGAUGAGUACAGAGAGGAGUAUGAUCCCGGUCGGGGUGGUUACGGUCGCGCAUAUGCCGACGAUCAGCGACGACGGGAGGAAGAAGAGUACGGCAAGGGUAGGUAAACAGAGGGGAAUAAUUCAGGUUGGCGCAAAAGCGGCGUUUAUGUACAAUCUAUUUCUAUCACCUGCUAGAAGGCAUCCCAAGAAAGAAAAUUUACAUCCG
This is a messenger RNA of Aspergillus ibericus CBS 121593, 707 nucleotides long. RefSeq names its product nuclear cap-binding protein subunit CBC2. Gene Ontology annotation, biological process: mRNA cis splicing, via spliceosome. The record is from RefSeq and is a predicted model, not a curated record. Lineage: Eukaryota; Fungi; Ascomycota; Eurotiomycetes; Eurotiales; Aspergillaceae. The coding region runs from base 77 to 607 and encodes 176 amino acids. Gene Ontology annotation, cellular component: nuclear cap binding complex. The transcript has 5 exons. Gene Ontology annotation, molecular function: RNA cap binding.